Lucilia cuprina (Australian sheep blowfly) is the source of this 1107-nucleotide messenger RNA. Its product is annotated as leukocyte elastase inhibitor C-like. The record is from RefSeq and is a predicted model, not a curated record. Bases 1 to 1107 code for a protein of 368 amino acids. Gene Ontology annotation, molecular function: serine-type endopeptidase inhibitor activity. The transcript is spliced from 5 exons. NCBI's taxonomy places the organism in Eukaryota, Metazoa, Arthropoda, Insecta, Diptera, Calliphoridae.
AUGAAAUAUAAAGGACAAUUGCAAUUUCUAUUUUUAAAUCUACUUCUGGUUUUGCCCAUGUCCGCAGGAGGAAAGUUAGAAGGUCUAGAAGAAUUUGGUCGAGAAUUAUUUUUUACAUUAUCUAAUUAUGAACCUGCGGAAAAUCAUAUUAUAUCCCCACUUCCAUUAGCCACAAUUUUAAUAUUAUUACGCAUGGAUGCUGAAAAAAAAGUUGCUUACGAAAUUACCGAACAUUUAGAUUUGGCCGGUCAACCUACCGAUAAAUUGCGUGAAUCUUAUUUGAAUCUAUUCGAAAAAAUGAAUCAAUCGCAGUUUUUUGAUAUGUCAAUUAAUAUAAGCUUUGUAUAUCAUGAACAUAUUUCGGAAAAUCUUAUAAUGUCUGUGGAUACAGCUAUUAAGUCCUGGUCAGGUUAUUAUGUAUGUAUUCAUUCUGAAGAAUUGGCAAAUAUCCAGACUCCAUCAGGAACUCCAGUUUCGGAUUCACCUAAAGUAGAUAUAAUAAUUGACACAAACGUUCACUUUAAGAACCGGCUAUUGUAUAGUAUUACCAAGACUGACGAGGGAGUUUUCUAUCCUCUGCAUGGCGAUAAGAUUGCUAAGACAAUGUUACAUCAUACAGCUCAAAUACGAUAUGGGGAGAUAUAUUAUUUAAGCGCUACAGCCGUUGAAGUGCCUUACAAUGAUGGUCAUACUUAUUUGGUGAUUUUAAUUCCCAACGAUCGUAAGGGUAUAGUACAAUUGCAAGAUAAUUUGGAAAGAUAUCCACUCAGUAAUAUAAAUCAAUAUUUAAACAACGAUACGCUUAAACUUAUAAUGCCAGCCCUAAAGGUUGAAGUGAGAUUUCCUCUGUAUGAUAUGUUUGAAAUUAUGGACAUGGCCAGCAUGUUCACACAAAUGUGCGAUUCUAUGCCUGAUAUAAAGGUUACGCAAUUCGAUUAUAUUGCAUCAUUUGAAAUCAAUAACCGAACCCAGGAUGAAGACACAUAUAUCCCUGAUGACGAGGAAUAUCUGGAGGAAGUCCCAGAAAUAAUUGUAGAUCAUCCAUUUAUUUUUUAUAUCAAAUCAGAUGAAGACGAUAUAUAUUUUAUGGGAAAAAUUUUAGAAUAA